Molecule: messenger RNA, 390 nt
Organism: Molossus molossus (Pallas's mastiff bat)
Lineage: Eukaryota; Metazoa; Chordata; Mammalia; Chiroptera; Molossidae
Product: cytochrome b-c1 complex subunit 7-like
Exons: 1
Coding region: 79-318 (79 amino acids)
Biological process (GO): mitochondrial electron transport, ubiquinol to cytochrome c
Source: RefSeq, a predicted model, not a curated record
GUUGCAGCAUCAAGCUGGUGGCUAGAGGGUAUUUGAAAAUGGUAUUACAAUGCUGCAGGGUUUAAUAAACUGGGAUUAAUGCGAGACAAUACAAUACAUGUGGAUAACGAUGUUCAAGAAGCCAUAAUUAGGCUUCCUGAGAACCUGUAUAAUGACAGAGUGUUUUGUAUUAAGAGAGCCCUGGACCUUUCCAUGAGGCAGCAGAUCUUGGCUAAAGAGCAGUGGACAAAAUAUGAGGAGGAUAAAUUCUACCUUGAACCGUAUCUGAAAGAUGUUAUUCGGGAAAGAAAAGAAAAAGAAGAAUGGGCAAAGAAGUAAUCAUGUAAUCAAAAUCUGUGGAUGCAUCUGUCCUCAGUAUUUUAAUUAUGUUGGUUAAACCUGAAAUGUACA